Molecule: messenger RNA, 4734 nt
Organism: Salvelinus fontinalis (brook trout)
Lineage: Eukaryota; Metazoa; Chordata; Actinopteri; Salmoniformes; Salmonidae
Gene: galnt11
Product: UDP-N-acetyl-alpha-D-galactosamine:polypeptide N-acetylgalactosaminyltransferase 11 (GalNAc-T11)
Exons: 12
Coding region: 323-2122 (599 amino acids)
Biological process (GO): regulation of Notch signaling pathway
Cellular component (GO): Golgi apparatus
Molecular function (GO): Notch binding
Source: RefSeq, a predicted model, not a curated record
UCCUCCUUUUCUAAUAUCUCUGACCAAACUCAGAAAAGAGUAGCUAGGUUGCUAGCGUUAGCUAUAGCUAUUUACUGGUGCAUUGGGUUGUUUUAAACCAAAGAGAAUGGCCAAGCAGCUAGAAACGGAUUUGGAUGGGAUGUAGUUUGUGUGACGGGGGUGUUUGUUGUGUUGUGUACUGACCGCGGUGGGGAGGUAUGACUUGGGUGUUGACGCAGUACCUAACCAACGGAAUUUGCAAUACCAGCAUAGACAAAUUGGGAUGUCAAUGAAGCAAGUGCAUCGGGCCUGAGCACAGAGUGCUGACGAUGCUAGGGCUACCAUGGGUAGCGUCACACUGCGCUAUUUCUGCUAUGGCUGCCUCUUCACCUCCGUGACCUGGUCCGUCCUACUCUUCCUCUACUUCAGCCUGGGCCAAGACGGCGGCCGGUCCACCUUCAGGUAUGUGCCCAUCCAGGGGCCCCAGGCCCACCGCUUCCAACCCCGCUUCUCCAAGGGCCCUGGAGGAGGGCCAGAACAUGGCAUUACGGCAGUCCCUGCAGCAGGAGCAGGAGGCAACAAGCAGGCCGAUCUCUCUCCUGAGAUGGGUAUGAUUUUUAAUGAGCAAGACCAGGAGGUGCGCGACAUGGGCUAUCACAAGCAUGCUUUCAACGUACUGAUCAGCAAUCGACUAGGCUACCACAGAGACCUCCCGGACACUAGGGACGAGAAGUGCCGAGACAUGAUCUAUCCUCUGUCCCUCCCCGUGGCCAGCGUAGUGAUCUGCUUCUUCAACGAGGCGUUCUCCGCCCUCCUGCGCACCGUGCACAGCGUCCUGGAUCGCACGCCGGCCUACUUGCUGCAUGAGAUUAUACUGGUGGAUGACAGCAGUGAACUAGCUGAUCUGAAGGAAGAUCUUGACAGCUAUGUCCAGCAACACAAACUCCAGGUCAAGGUCAAGGUGGUCCGCAACGAGAAGAGAGAGGGAUUGAUCAGAGGGAGGAUGAUAGGUGCUUCUCAUGCCACCGGGGAGGUGCUUGUGUUCCUGGACAGCCACUGUGAGGUGAAUGAGGCGUGGCUGCAGCCUCUGCUGGCUCCCAUCCAGCGGGACCGCAAAACAGUGGUGUGUCCCGUCAUCGACAUUAUUAGCGCUGACACCCUGGCCUAUAGCCCCUCCCCCAUUGUCCGGGGGGGCUUCAACUGGGGGCUGCACUUCAAGUGGGACACUGUGCCCGCCUCAGAGCUCAACAGUCCCGACGGAGCAGUGGGCAGCAUCAGGUCUCCCACCAUGGCAGGUGGUCUGUUUGCCAUGGACAGGAAGUACUUUAACGAGCUGGGCCAAUACGACAGGGGAAUGGACAUCUGGGGUGGUGAGAACCUUGAGAUCUCCUUCCGGAUCUGGAUGUGUGGUGGCCAGCUCCUGAUCAUCCCCUGUGCGCGGGUGGGUCAUAUAUUCCGUAAACGCCGGCCUUAUGGGUCACCCGGAGGUCAGGACACCAUGGCCCACAACUCACUGCGAUUGGCCCACGUAUGGAUGGAUGAAUACAAGGAGCAGUACUUAAACCUACGGCCGGAACUCCGGGAACGUGCCUACGGCGACAUCAGCGAGCGGCAGGCGGUGCGCCAACGGCUGCAGUGUCGCUCUUUCAAGUGGUACCUGGACACCAUCUACCCCGAGAUGCAGGUUGCCUCGCCCCACAACAAGCCCCAGCAGCCUGUGUUCGUCAACAAGGGCCUCCGCCGGCCAAAAGUGUUGCAGAGAGGCCGGCUGCGGAACCUGCAGGCUGACAAGUGUCUGGUGGCCCAGGGGAGGUCCACCCAGAAAGGGGGUGCCGUGGUGCUGAGGUCCUGUGACACUCACAACCCAGAACAGGAGUGGGCCUAUGAUGAGGAGCACGAGUUGAUCCUAGCCGGCCUGCUGUGUCUGGACAUGUCGGAGAUCCGCUCGUCUGACCCACCCCGCCUCAUGAAGUGUCACGGCUCAGGGGGCUCCCAGCAGUGGACCCUGGGGAAAAGCAACCGGCUGUAUCAAGUCUCAGUGGGCCAAUGCCUGGCCGUGGUCGACCCAAUCAGCCCCAAGGGAUAUGUUGCCACGGCAAUCUGCAACGGCUCUCAGUCCCAGCAGUGGCAGUUGGAGGGCUGAUGUUGAUACCCCACGACUAGUUACAUACCAGACGCUGACUGCCCAUCCCUCUGGAUGGGAGGAGUACUGCAUGCUGCUACAACUAAGCAAGAGAGGGAUGGAACUAAUUAUACGGACUGUUCUUGAAGACUUGGAGAAAACGAAUGCUGUUUGUCUUCAGAACUGCUUCCGGCCUGACGUGCACAAAGUAUGGAUCUCUAAGUGGGUACGCUAUAUGUACUGUAGUCAUUCGUAUGCCUGAAUUCCCCUCUUGAAAAUUAGUAUUCCAUGUCCUGUUUUAGAUAUUUUUUACAAUGCAUCAUGCAAAUCAUUUUUAAUUUAAUCCAAUUUGCACAGCACUCUUGCAUUAGACAAUUCAGAGAAACGUUUAAUCUUGUAUAAGUCCCGAACAAGUGUUUACUAAGAACAAUGGACUGCCAGUGUUAGAGGUUUUAGAGUUAAAUUGCAUUUUAUUCUGUACUUAUUACAAUCUGAUAUUAAUUGCUAUGACAUACAGUACUGCAUGUUAUUUCUUUGGGAGUAUCUUUCUGUUGUACAAAUAUUUUGAUCACUGGAGUUUGUUUUUGAAGUUAUGUAUUUUUCAUGCCCUUGAAAUGUGCAAGGCAACUUCCUUAAUACUGUAUUGAUAGGCUACACUGUGUUAGCGCUACAUCAGGUAUAUUGACCAAGUGAUGGGUAGUGUGUGCAGAAUACGUAAAUCAUGUCGAAUAGGCUAAAUAGAAAUGGAAUUUCCUACAGUAUGUAGCGGUCUUGGGUCAUGCCCACAAUACUCGCAAAAUCAUCCAUACUCACGGUCUGUUCUGCACUCUACUAGUGAGCUAUGAUGGUUGAACAAGAUCUGACAAUGAUUUGAGUUCUAGUUUUUUCCCUUAUCCAAAUGUAAUUUCUUAAGUUAUGCGGUGCAGUUAUUCCCUUUUGCAAUGAGGCAACCAACUAAAUGUUUAUUUGAAGUAUGAACAUCCCUUGACUAAUUUGCAAUUGAUAAAAAUUCUGGCUCAGACGCUUAUUAAAAUGUCGUCCAUUUACCCCCACAGAGAAACGUAGCGCAAAUUUAAGAUGUAAAAUAUUUUAUUUUUUGUAAAUGAUCCUAAAUCUGAUUCCAAACCCCAUCACACGCUGUAUACUUCAAAAAGGCUUUUUAGACAUUACUAUACAGGCAAAGAAAAGAGACACUAUUAAAGAGGUCUGAAUAUUGUACAAGAGGAGAAAAUAUCCGAGAAACAAAUUUCAUUAACCAUUAUGGAAAAUUAUAUACAAUUGAUUCUUCUGAAAGUUUAAAAAGACAUCAUGCCAUGUACUGUUUAUUACAACGAGACUGAAUAUACCAACUUUUGUGCACACAAAUGAAAACUUCAUUUCAAACUGGUCAACGAAAUGCUAGUACCAGAUUCCAAUUUUCGUGAUUGAGUGUAAAGAAAUCAAAAACAUCAUACAGUAGCAUAUUUUUUUCUCAACUAGCCAGCACUAAACAGAAUGUUUAAGAAAUGUAAACAAAAAACAGAAAUCAUUUUAUGUGAAAAGUAAAUAAUUGAGUCUCCUGCAACUGGUAAGAAAAAAUAUUCCCCCCCCCCAAGCACAGCAUUAUCUGCAUGAGGUGAAUCUCAGAGUGACUGCUGUACACAUACAGUUAAAGAAGCAAACUGAUGGUAUGGGUGGCUUUCAACCUUAAAUUCACAGUUCUCUCUAAUUCUACAUUCACAUCAGAUUAACUAGGGUUAGGAUUUCAGUCGUCUCGAUGUGAUUGGUGCUCUCUGCAAUUCUUUGAUUGCGCGUGUCAAUGCAAACAGAAAUUGAUCUAAGGAAAAUUAAACGCAAAGCAUAUUCUUCAAGUGGUCAGAAUUUGACAACGCAACUUAAUUCUAAAUACAACAAAAAUACUCUAGAUUUUUUUUUUUUACACAUUCUGUACAGUUUUAUACAGCACAUAAACUCUUAGAAUGAUAUGACAUCCUUCUUAAAUACUUUUGUCAAAAAAAAAUGUAAUUCACCCAAACAGCCAUGGUAGCAUUUGGUCAAUUGUUUACUUAAUUGACUAUUUACACUUUGUAUAAAGUAACACGUUCUGAUCAGACUGAAAACCUGGGCAGCAGUUUGCCGGCGAUUCGAUAAUAAAUACAAAAAUUCUCGUAUUUUACAUAAAAGGAAAAAAACUGACUCAUGGAAUCAAGUAUGUUCGACUAAAUUUGUUUUAGUGCAAGUUAAUAAUCCCUUAGCUUUGUCCCUAAGGAAGUCUUCUCUGUACAUUCCUUGUUCAGUGGUGUCUACAUUUCUGUAACUAUAUGUAUAUAUAUAUAUAUAUUUGUAUAUAUUUCAUAAUCCAGAGGACCUGCCUCUAACUAAAUAAGGCGGUGGCCAGCACAAAACUCUCCUGGUCAACUGGUGAAUUCUACCCCAAAACACCCUCCCCUUAAUCCAUUUAUAUAAGUGAAAGACUCGGUUCUCAGCCUCAAAAAGAAUUGUCUUCGUGCCUGCGAUGCCCCUUCCCUCUUUAGUCUUCUCUAACAGUUCUGCGGUCAGUGUCUUGCCCUGAUAAGUUGUCUUUGUUUAAGUAAUACAAUGUUUUUCAGCUGAUGAACCAACAAGCAUAUAAAAAGAUAAGGAAUGCGCCAUCA